Trachymyrmex cornetzi is the source of this 4411-nucleotide messenger RNA. RefSeq names its product probable ATP-dependent RNA helicase spindle-E. Gene Ontology annotation, cellular component: intracellular anatomical structure. The record is from RefSeq and is a predicted model, not a curated record. The transcript is spliced from 13 exons. Bases 151 to 4368 code for a protein of 1405 amino acids. Lineage: Eukaryota; Metazoa; Arthropoda; Insecta; Hymenoptera; Formicidae. Gene Ontology annotation, molecular function: ATP binding; RNA binding; helicase activity.
GUAUUUGCAGGAUUUGCAGUAUUUAGUAGUCGGUUACAGUAAGUAGGUGUGUGGAUGUUUUGUAUCCACUGUCCAAGCAGGCUUCUAUUGAAUAUUUUAUACAAACUAUUGAUUAGUAUAAGCCUGUAGAAGUAACCAGUUUGUAAAACUAUGGAUUUCUCAAGUGGAAAGGACAAUCAUUUGAUGUCUAUUCAAUCCAUGGAAGAAUCUUAUGUGAAAGAUUACACUGAAGUAGAAGCCGAGCAGUAUUUAAGGUACAUGAACCAAAGAGAUGAAAAUAGAAAGAAAUGUAAUGCAAAUAUGACAGAAGAAUUAGAAGACAGUCUGCAAAGUCUUUAUGUAGAAGAUCUGGCUAAAGUCUAUCGAGAAUGCAGUUUUACUUACAAUCCAAAAUCUAAUGAUUUAUCUAUUCUGUCUAUGAAGGAUAAGAUACUCUCAAUAAUCGAGACGAAUUCGGUAGUUGUCAUUCAAGGGCCAACUGGCUGUGGAAAGACCACUCAGAUUCCACAAUUCAUUCUCGAUGCUAAUAUUAAGAAGAGACUCAAUUGCAAUAUUAUAGUUACGCAACCAAGACGAAUUGCUGCUAUAAGUAUCGCCAAAAGAGUGAGCCAAGAAGGAAAUUGGCCUCUUGGUAGCCUUGUAGGCUACCAGGUGGGUAUGCAAAAAAAAAUCUCGCACGAAACUCGUCUAACUUAUUGUACCACUGAAAUUCUCCUUCAACAUUUGAUUCACAAUAAACACAUGUUGGACUAUACUCAUGUUAUAUUAGACGAAAUUCAUGAACGCGAUCAAAAUUUGGAUUUUCUUCUACUAGUUGUUAAAAGAUUAUUGCAAACAAAUUCAGGACAAGUCAAAGUUAUUCUCAUGUCAGCAACAAUUAAUGUAAUAAAAUUUGCAAAAUAUUUUUCUUCAAUAAUAGAAAAUGAAUUAAUCCCGGCGCCAAUUAUCAAGAUUCCUCGGAAGAAAACUUUUGAGAUUUGUAUAUAUUAUUUGGAUGAGAUCAAGAAUAUAGGAAAUAUACCAGAAGUAUCUGUCAUGGAACCAAAAGUCACUCAAGCGAUGCUCAAUUUUUGCUCACUUAUUAUCCACGCUCUAGAUGAAAUUGAUAUAAAUGAUAACGAAGAAGAUUCAAAUUCACCUCAGAGACAUGCCGUUCUCAUAUUUUUACCAGGAAUUUAUGAAAUUGAGGAAUUAUAUAAUUAUUUGUCGUCAAUUUAUCAUAAGAAUAAAUUAUGGGACCUAACGAUUUUGCAUUCAUUGGCUUCUGACGAUAACGAGCAGCGUCGUGUUUUUCAAAAACCACUGGAAGGUUAUAGACGCAUUAUACUUUCCACAAAUAUUGCUGAAAGCAGUAUUACUGUACCAGAUGUAAAAUAUGUGAUAGAUUUUUGUCUUACAAAACUGCUGACAUUUGAUUCCACGACUCAUUAUCAAAGUUUGCAACUAUGUUGGGCGAGUAAAACAAACUGUAUACAACGAGCUGGUCGCACGGGUCGUGUAAUGGAUGGCAGAGUGUAUAGAUUAGUACCAAAAGCAUUUUAUGACAAUAUUUUGGAUGACUACUGCGUACCAGAAAUACUUCGCGCCCCGCUCGCUAAUGUCGUUCUCCGAGCCAAAAUCCUUGAUCUCGACGAGCCACGUGUCCUUCUUUCACAUUCUCUUGAUCCACCUACUCUCUCUAAUUUGGCAAAUACCAUUUUGAGCUUAAAAGAAGUCGGGGCCUUGGUAGACGAGGGUGACUCUUUUCAAAUGUUUGACGGAAAUUUAACCGAUCUCGGCAGAGUAAUGGCGACUCUUCCGCUCAACAUUCGAAUUUCGAAAUUGAUUAUGUUGGGGCAUAUUUUCGGAGUCUUACGAGAUGCUAUUAUUCUGGGAGCCAGUAUGGCUAUUAAGGAUGUCUUCUCUUUGGAGCAAUGCCAUUCCACUGUUUCCUCUUAUACAACUCGGAAAAAAUGGGCCUACGGUUCUGAUAGUGACUGCAUUGCCACUUUAAAUGUUUACAAGAUGUGGCAGAAUGAAAAAGCAAAUCGGCGAUUAAAUUCUUAUCAAGCCGAGAGACAAUGGGCCCAGAGAAAUGGAUUCCAAGUAAGAGCCUUGCAUGAAUUAGAUGUUCUAGUGAGCGACAUCACCAUUAGAUUGCAGAAGUUUGGAAUUAAAGAGAGUAUAGGAGUAAAUAAAGUCAUCUGGCAAGGUGCAGAUCGUGAAUUCGUGCUUCAAGUUGCUCUUGCUGGAGCUUUCUACCCCAAUUAUUUUAUUAAACGUUUACAAAAUCGAGAAAUUUAUAAAGAAAAUAUUACAAUGACCCUGGGCUCUUUGGAUCCUAUGAAAACAGUUUAUUUAAGAGGUUGGCCAAUGAAACAGCCUGGAUAUUUGUACGCUAAAAGGUUCCAGGAGAUUUUUGCCAAACAUCAAGGAAUUCUAGAAAAACAAAUAGAAGUAUCUUUUGAUGGAUCGCAACGUGUUUACGUGCAUUUUCGCGAGAGGGAAACCAUUGACGAUAGUCUUCAGAAUAUAUCAGAGUUGGUUUAUCAGGCUAUCAUGAUGAAGCAAUGCAAUGUUCCAAUCAAAAUAAAAUUGUUGAAUAUAAAAGAGGCAAAUGAGAAGGCGAAACGUUACAAUUUCCAUAAAUUUGAGCAGAAUGUUUUUUUUAAGAAAAAUUGUAAAACGCUAGAGAAUAAUGUUCCUAAAAUCAGGUCAAAUUUGCCAGGUCUUAAUGUAACUUCUAUACCUCUGUUUAUACAAAACAUCGUUAGCCCUGGAUCUUUCUGGGCAACUCUUGAUGAUGAUAUUACUCGUAGUGAAUUACGAGUUAUAGAAGAAAUACUCAAUAAACGCCCCUUGAAAAAAUUGCUCUCUAUCCCAAAAAUUUCUACCAUAGUCGCUGCUCCCGUAGAAGAGAAUGAUUCUUUAGCUUACCAUCGUGCUAUAAUUAAGGAAUAUAUUUCAGAAAUCGGAGAACUGGUCGAUGUUUUCUUUAUCGAUUACGGUCGUUUCUCUAGAAUACGAUUUAGUGAUCUAAGAAAAAUUGAUAAUACUACAAUUUUAGCAAUUCCUCCCUUAGCAUUUCGUUGCAAUUUGGCUUUUUUGCGACCUUCGAAUCAACGCAAUCAUCACGGUCAGUGGUCGGAAAGAUCGAAAAUUUAUUUUAUGACACAAAUUAAAAAAACCAAGAAGAUACUAGGAAAAAUUUAUUCGAUUGUUGAUAGCGUUAUUAAUUUAGAAUUGAUCGUUGUUAAUGAGAAAGAGGAGAACUUUAAUGUUAAUGAAGCUUUAAUUGAGAAAGGAUAUGCUAUAAAGAGAGAAGAAAGCUGUGUGUCACAGCAAAAUCAUGAAUUAAGGGCAAACAUUAGUAACAUUAAUGCAAUGUCGAUAGAAGAGAAACAGUUUUACGAAGAGAAACAAUAUGACAAACAUAAAUUAAUGGAAUACCCCAAACCACCUAAAGAAGAAGAUUGCACCUCCAGCGUAGAUCUCCAAGGUCCAUUUUCUCCCUUACAAAUGGAAUUGAUUCAGUUGACAUUAGGUGGAAGAUUGAAAAAGAUAAAUGUAGAUAUGAACUCCGUCAAUUCUGUCCUUUUGGAUGAUGAUCUUAAUCAAUCAAGACGUCUUUUAGUUGCCCAAAGCACCACUCAGUCGAAUAAAAAUUAUCUAAUACUGAGAAAUACCACUUUCUUGCCAAAUAUUCCUGGACUCGCAGCACUGCUCACGCUGAGUUUUGCACCGCGUAUGGAAUUAAGAUGUAAUUCUCGCAGGACUUGUUAUACAGGGGCUUUAUGCGGUUUGGGUCCAAAGAAUAAUUUCACUAAUCGGGCUAUAUUUCCCGAUCAUGACAUAGAAAUUCAAUUUGACGUUGAAAUCACGAUAGAUGAUGUAAAAGAGAUAAAUAAAUUACGCCACUGGAUGAAUACUGCAAUGCAACUAAAUAACUUCAGUGAUGAGGAUAUUAUACUUUAUCAAAAUAAAAUCAAACACAUUUUACUUGAACUAAAAGAGAAACGAAGACAAUCACGAAAUCCAGAAGAUGACGAGGUCGAUCAGCUUAGCGAUAAGUGGAAUCGCUAUAACGGACCAUAUUUUUUGCCAUCCGUUCGAGAAAAUGUGAGAAAAGGCGACGUAUAUCCGCUACAUAAGGCGUUAGAAUUACGUGAAACAAAUGAACAGAUGGAGGAAAUGCUGAUGCAUCUGUCACAAUUAGAGAGUCUUGCCUAUGAAGAUGCAAGUGUAGUGGGAAAAGUGGCUGCUUUUUGUAAAUUAUGUGGAACGGAAACGUUCGGCCUAUUGCAGCUACGUAAUCAUCUUCAUUCAGAGCAACAUGCAGAGAAUGAGAAACUGUUGCGCCGUCAACUACAUUAUGAGAUUGCAGUAUAAUUUUUUUAAUUUGGAGUCUCGUCAAUCUUCGAUCCUAUUUCAA